Molecule: messenger RNA, 3126 nt
Organism: Cynara cardunculus var. scolymus (artichoke)
Lineage: Eukaryota; Viridiplantae; Streptophyta; Magnoliopsida; Asterales; Asteraceae
Product: pentatricopeptide repeat-containing protein At5g55740, chloroplastic
Exons: 2
Coding region: 1-2505 (834 amino acids)
Biological process (GO): RNA modification
Molecular function (GO): protein binding; RNA binding
Source: RefSeq, a predicted model, not a curated record
AUGGCUGCCCUCCGAUUUCCAAUAAUCCCUUUAAAUCACCCUUCUCCCAUCACCAAAUCCCCCAAACCACAAACUCAUUUGAUUAAGCCUCAAGAAAAUGAAAAACAUCAUCAAAUUCUUUACAAUUCUUACUUUAAACACAUUUCCUCUGUUUGUAAAGAUGGGAAACUGCAAGAAGCUGUUAACAUUCUUAUUGAAUUAGAAUCCCAAAACUUCCAAAUUGGAGCAGAUGUUUAUGGUGAUUUACUUCAAGGGUGUGUUUAUGACAGAAAUCUUGCCCUUGGGAAGCAAAUUCACUCGAGGAUCAUUAAAAGGGGUGAAUCUUUGGUUAAAAAUGGGUAUAUCGAAACAAAACUGGUUGUUUUCUAUGCCAAGUGUGAUCUUUUGGAUGUUGCUUCAAGUUUGUUUCGUAGAGUUGAUGAGAGAAAUGUGUUCUCUUGGGCUGCCAUUAUUGGACUUUAUUGUAGAAUGGGUUUUCUUGAAAAUGCGUUAUUGGGAUUUUGUGAAAUGAUAGAGAAUGGGUUCGAGGCUGAUAAUUUUGUCGUCCCAAAUGUCUUAAAGGCCUGUGGUGGUCUUCUGUUGAUAGGAUUUGGGAAAGGAGUUCAUGGUUAUGUGAUGAAAAUGGGUUUUGAAGGGUGUGUGUUUGUGGCAAGUAGUCUAGUAGACAUGUAUGGGAAGUGUGGGGCUAUGGAAGAUGCAAGAAAGGUGUUUGAUAAAAUGCCCGAAAGAAAUGUAGUUACUUGGAAUUCUAUGAUGGUUAGCUAUGCUCAAAAUAGGAUGUACGAGGAAGCGAUUCGGGUGUUUGGUGAUAUGAGAACAGAAGGGAUUCAACCUACUGUUGUUACUAUGGUAAGCUUUCUUUCGGCUUCGGCUAACCUUUGUGCUCUUCAAGAGGGUAAACAAGGCCAUUCGAUUGCAAUUUUAAGCGGAUUAGAUGUGGGUAACAAUAACAUCAUGGGUACUUCUUUGGUUAAUCUGUAUUCCAAGGUCGGUUUGAUUGAAGAUGCUGAGAAAAUCUUUGGUGGGAUGCUUAAAAAAGAUCUUGUUGCUUGGAAUUUGAUGGUAUCUUGUUAUGUACAGCAUAAGCAGAUAGAAAAAUUGAUUCAUUUGUGCCAUGAAAUGUUGUUAGAAGGAUUAAAAUUUGAUUCCGUCACAAUGACAUUGAUCACAACAGGUGCAGGCGAUAGCCAGAAUUUGAAUCUUGGAAAAGAGGCACAUUGUCAAUGCAUUAGAAACAACCUGGUUUUAGACGUGGCUGUUGCUAGCAGCACCAUUGAUAUGUAUGCUAAAUGUAACAAAAUUCAUGAUGCAAGAAGGGUGUUUUCAUUGGUGACAAAUAAAGAUCUCGUCUUAUGGAAUACAUUAUUGGCUGCUUACGCUGAACUCGGUUCAAGUGGCGAGACUUUGAAGUUAUUCUAUCAGAUGCAGUUAGAGGGUGUGCCACCAAAUGUGGUUUCUUGGAAUUCAGUCAUUCUUGCAUUAUUGAAAAACGGCCAAGUCAACGAAGCCAUGGUUUCAUUCUCAGAAGUGCAAUCUUCUGGGCUUGAGCCUAACCUGAUUACGCAUACUAUUUUGAUCUUGGGUUUGGUUCAAAAUGGAUUUGUGGAUGAAGCAAUUAAGGUGUUUCAAGAAAUGCAAGAAAAAGGGAUCAAACCAAAUAGCGUAAGCAUCGUGGGGGUACUUUCGGCCUGUAAAACCAGUGCAUCUUUGCAACUUGGAAGAGCCAUUCAUGGAUAUAUCUUGAGGAAUGAAAUGCAUAUGAAUGCUGUAUUAGCAACUUCUAUGGUGGAUAUGUAUGCCAAAUGUGGGAAUAUAAAUCAAGCGAAAAGGGUAUUCGAUAUGCUUAAAAUCAAGGAGCUACCGUUAUAUAAUGCCAUGAUUUCUGGUUACGCCUUACACGGUUUGAUCUCAGAAGCUUUUGCUCUCUUUAGAAAGUUGCAGAUUGAAGGUUUAGAGCCAGAUAACAUAACUUUCACUAAUCUUUUGUCACUAUGCCGUCAUUGUGGACUGAUAACCGAAGGUUUGGAAAUUUUCGUUGAUAUGAUUAUGAACGGAUUGACGCCAAGUGUGGAACAUUAUGGUUGUGUGGUGAGUCUUCUUUCAAAAUGUGGAAUUGAUGAGGCUUUUCGGCUUGUUAAAAGUAUGCCUUUUGAGCCCGAUUCACAUAUAUUGGGAUCUUUACUGGCUUCUUGUAUAGAACACAACGAGACCAAUCUUGCAAAGUUUUUAACCGAAAAUUUGACUAAAAUGGAACCACGUAAUUCGGGAAAUUAUGUGGCUCUUUCGAAUGCAUAUGCAGCAGCUGGAAAUUGGGAUGAAGUGUUAGAGUUGAGGAGUUUGAUGAGAGAAAAAGGGAUUAAGAAGAGUCCAGGGUGUAGUUGGGUUCAAAUUGGAAGAGAACUUCAUGUGUUUGUUGCUAAUGAUAGAUCAAAAUCACAAACUGAGGAGAUUUACUCGACGUUGGCUUUACUGAGAACGGAAAUGCAAGCGAAUACGAAUCCUUGAUUCUUGAAAUCAGGAAGAAGUGCUUUCUAGAAAUGUUGCUUCGUUGGUAAUGUGCAGGAAUUGAUUUGGAGUCACGAGGGUCCAUCAUCAAUGGCAGAGGUUAACCACAAGGGUUGUGGCGUAGUGGUUGAGGUCUUGGGGAUGUGGUGGAAUAUCUUAUUUGCCCAAGAUUCGAUUACAGGCGUACACAACAGUUGUGGCCACUGAGUUUAUCAUGGUUGAUUUCCUACCGCCACAAUUUGCCGGGAUUAGUCCAGACAUAGCUUAGGACACCCUUCCAAAAAAGAAUCAAUGGCAGAGGUUUGUUUGAGAUGGUAGAUGAAACGAGCUAGUCCAUCAACGAAUGCGCGUGAACAUUGGCUGCACAAGGCAUUGGUCUCAUCAAUGGAAAUCAUGGUUCCGCAUUUAGGAUGACGCGUUGAUCAGAUAUCUAGCCGGCUGUUGCCGGAUUGUCUACACAUUGGAGUUGUAGGAAUCUGUCUCAAGUUCAUAGUUUCUAUAAUCAGAAGCAAAAUCAGAACUGAAGGUAAGAAAUUAUGAAUCUAAUGCCUCUUUAGAUAUUAUGAUGGACCUUUUAUGAUCAUUGACAACACUACUGAAUAUGAGAAGAUGCAUAGUGAA